Messenger RNA from Nematostella vectensis (starlet sea anemone), 1354 nucleotides. RefSeq lists its product as uncharacterized. NCBI's taxonomy places the organism in Eukaryota, Metazoa, Cnidaria, Anthozoa, Actiniaria, Edwardsiidae. The record is from RefSeq and is a predicted model, not a curated record. Gene Ontology annotation, molecular function: protein binding. The transcript is spliced from 4 exons. Bases 16 to 855 code for a protein of 279 amino acids.
UCUGAGUGUGAGCACAUGGAGAAAGACCAGAACAAGUUGUCAGAAGAAGAUGAAUCAAGUUCACCCACUGUAGAUAAAGGGACAGCGGAGGUGAACAAGGGAACAGAGGUCCGUCAUGAGGUGGUCAUCCAUGAGCAGCCCUCAAGACGCUUGAGUCAACAGGAGUUAGAGGAGUUGUUUUGGGGGGUAGACGGUAAUAGCAUUGAACCCUGGUCUUGUGAUGAUGUGGUCAUGAACUUUCUCAACAAGGCUGGCCUGCAGUAUCUAUCUGAACAGUUUGUUGCCAACAAAAUUAAUGGAAAGUGCUUGAUGCUACUUCAAGAGCACCAUCUUGUUGAGAUGGGCAUCCAAUGUCUUGGAGACAGGCUAAAGUUGAUGGACCUCAUCCAGUUGUUGAAGAAGAAGAAGAAAGAAGCUGAGCUGACUACGGCACAGUGGUCUGGCGUGACACCUAGUGCCGGAUGUGCCUACAAGGAGGACUGUGGGGAGUGUUGUGUUGCGUACCUUUGCCCAUGCUGCCUGGCCAAGACCUUCUGGAGGGUUACUGGCCAGGGAAUAUUCUACAAAAAGGAACCGCCAUGUGGAUUAUUCACUGGAUCAGUCAGUACAGAGUAUAUGGAUUAUCGCUUCCUCAAGGAUCUCGAGCUUAAGAGAACCAACAAGUUCUGCUGUUGCUGCACGGCCAACGAGCUGGAGAUUUACUCCGAUGACCACGAUUCAGGCGCAGUACAGAAGGAGGGCGAGGCUCCAAACCCCGGGGCCUUCCAUCCGCAUGUGCUCAGACAUCCAGAGGCCGCAGAGGUCGAGAAGAUUAUCCGUAAUGCUUGGAGCAGAGCUAGACUAGUCGCAGAAUGAGUCCAGUAAAAAACAAGUUAACAAUAGGGGCCGAUCCACGAUAUUUAUAACCAAUCUUUUAUGUAGGUUAGCCGUGUAAAGCUUUCUAAACAAGUUUAUCGUCUCCUGAUGACACUCCCGAGGAGUUUUUCAUUUAAUCACGAGUCAUGGACCAAGAAUCAUAAAAACGAAAAGAGCUUUUUUAUUUAACUAUAGAAAUUCCACAUUUGCAAUUAGUCAAUAUCAUUUUGAAGCUAGACUUCGGAAUCUCCCACGUAAAUUUGUUGUAUUGCUCGCGGUUCUUUAGAAAUGAAGGUGUAAAGUUAUUUUGUAGAACGAUUGUGGCAGGGAUUCUCAAGUUGCUUCCUUGCUUGUUUCGCAUUGCGAUCUUUCAAUCAAUGUAAAGGUGCUAUUUUUUUUACCCGAAAAUGGAGUAUUUGGAACCCCUGAUAGAAUUUACCUAUAAGUUUUUUUUUAUUGAAAAAAAAAAAUAAAAUAAAAUAAACACAUAACAAAAUUA